Molecule: messenger RNA, 1473 nt
Organism: Halteromyces radiatus
Lineage: Eukaryota; Fungi; Mucoromycota; Mucoromycetes; Mucorales; Cunninghamellaceae
Exons: 1
Coding region: 49-1341 (430 amino acids)
Molecular function (GO): nucleosome binding; histone binding
Source: RefSeq, a predicted model, not a curated record
UAUACUUCUACUUUUUUGUAGACACUUAGAAUAUAUACAUCAUUUAUUAUGGUACCUCAAUUAGAUGACAUUGACGAUAAUAGUUUGAAGACAGCUCUUACACAAUUGAUUCAGGAAUAUGCCAAAGCUGGACCAACCAUUGCCCAACUGAUUGACUAUUAUCGCGCGAAACUUCACAAUACACCAGCAGCAACGAAUGAUGGGAAUAAGAAACGUAAACUGAUACCUGAUAGCAUGAACAUAGAUUCACAGGAUGAGCAAAGGACCAAGAUACCCGAUCUCAGCUUCCAGUUACCAGCUCGCAAGAAAUAUACCCUGGUGCUCACAAAAUCCUUUUUGCAACUGGUGAACGAGAAGACACACAUGGUGGAAUAUAGUAUUGCGACAUCCGACUUUGAAAUAGCUUGUAUCAUCCCUACACCGGAAAAACCAAUAGGUUCAUUCACAGCGGCUCUCUUCUCACAACGAUCUGAUCCUUUUGUCCUUUCGCUCCCUGACAAAGGCGCUUUGACCAUCCUCAACAAUAAUGAAGAACAAACCAUCACAUCACCCAUCGACAAGAAAAAAGUGCUAGUGGAUCUUUUGUUGACUUACCAAGUGGUCACUCCUGCACAAUUGGCGGAACCAUCCAACCAGUUUUAUGUAUGCUCUGGCGUCUCUCCAAGCACUGGUAAACCUGAUACCGAUCGAACAUUUGUCAAAACCUAUUUACGAAACAAAGAUGGCGUAUUGUACUUUUUACCUCAAGGUGUGUUAUUUGGCUUCAAGAAACCAACUAUGUUUAUCCCCAAUACAAUGAUCGCUGCUACCGUCAUCACCAACGUCACCAAACAUACGUUUGAUUUGGCCCUACAAUUAUUACCUGAUCACUACCCUCUGGGUGCAGCUGACGCGAUCUCUUGGACUCCUUUUUUGCAAGAGAUAGCCCAAAGACAAACGGUUUAUCUCCCUUUCAGUAUGAUUGAACAAUCGGAUUAUGCAGGCAUUGAAGGAUAUAUUAAAAAAGUGGGUAUCAAUGAUCGAAGUAUGACUGAAGCGACAAAAGCACCUGAACCUAUCAAAUCAUCCAAGGAACAAUACAAACAGGAAUGUGAUGAUGACGACAAUGACGAAGAACGACAAGCUAUACAAAAUAAUGACGAUGAUGAUGAUGAUGCCGAUGUAGAUUUCAUGCCAAACAACAAUAACAGUGAUGAUGAAGAUCCUUUGGAAUACGACUCCGAUGCCAGUCUAGAUGAUGAAGAUAACAAUGGUGAUGAUGAUGAUGAUCACCAAUCUGCUUCUCCUAUGGAUGAUGAUCAAGAUGAUGAAGUUGACUUAUUGGACGAAGAUAGUGAAUGAUGAUUGGAUCCUUUAGUAUAGUGUAUAUAGAUAGUGUUUAUACAUUGAUAGUUGUAUUUAUUUAUUUAACAAUAAUAAUCAUAAUCAUAAUAAUCAUAAUAAUAAUAAUAAAUGAUUUUCAUUAUUAUUUUC